AUGGCCGCCUCCGUGUCCGACGUGCACCUCUUGGAGAGCGGUGAAGCUCCGGUCUCCCGCGCGGCGGCGCUUGGCCGGGCCUGCACCGAGGAGCUCGUCUGGGUCUGGCGUGAGUCGGAGGACCUGAUGGUGGAGUUCGCGGUGCACGUGCCCUGCUGGGCCUCCAUCGAGCGUUCCGAGCUGCUACGAAGGCGGUACCUGCGGUGGAACCCUUUGUGGUGGUUCAGCAUCCUGGGCUGCGCCGUGUGCAUCCUGCUGGGCCACGGUUUCCACGCCGCCUGCUGCCAGGGCGCCCCCGUGCGCGCGGACGAGUUGGAGGUGGAGCGGAGGGCCCGGGUGUGGUGGGUCUACUGCUACUCUGGAGGCUUCGUGGGGACGGUGCUCACGGAUCUCAUCGCGCUGGUCAUGGCGGUGGUCGGGAACAAGGAUGCAGAGGAGCGAAACAGGACCAUCCGCUCAUGCCAAGUGGCCAUUUUGAUUCAGCUGUGGUACAUGAUCGGCGACUGGAAUUUGCUCUUUCGCAUGAGCCGCAAAGACACCGUUCUCAUGCACGCGGCCGCCAUCAGUCGUGUGACCUUUGGAGCAGCCUUUCUUGUGGCGUUCUGCAUCGGGCUGCUGACCCCGGCGGGGCAGGCGGCCUUUGAGCACUGGGCGGAGGGUUUGCCGGAGGCUGGCGCCAAGCCGCCGCCACCGCCGCCCCGGGAGACGGCUGUGACCUGGGUGAUCCGCCUGGUCUUCUGCGCCUUCAUGGUGGUGGCUUACCUCGGCUACACGCCCCUGCUGCGCCUGGACUACCACCAGGCAGAUGAGGACACGCAGCGGGAGCACUGCCGGGGCAUUUGGAAGCUCAAGGUGGCGCUUGUCGCAGGGGUGCUGAUGGUGGCGGUGGAGGGCUUCAUGUUCUCUAGGGGCCCCGGCUUGUGGAUGCUGGCGGCGCAACCCUUCUUUGUGCUGGGCACCGCCUAUCUCAUGGAGGACGGCAAGCUGAGCUGGAAGCGAUUCCUGGCGGCUCUGGGCUCGCUGCUGCCCUUUGUGGUGGUGGGCAGCGGCUUCGCCUCCUGCGGUCCAGCGUUGUGGGAGAUCCUCGCGGGCAAGUGA
Effrenium voratum is the source of this 1098-nucleotide messenger RNA. The record is from the annotation of a GenBank genome assembly. Lineage: Eukaryota; Dinophyceae; Suessiales; Symbiodiniaceae.